This is a messenger RNA of Cladophialophora immunda, 2853 nucleotides long. RefSeq lists its product as uncharacterized. The record is from RefSeq and is a predicted model, not a curated record. The transcript is spliced from 3 exons. Lineage: Eukaryota; Fungi; Ascomycota; Eurotiomycetes; Chaetothyriales; Herpotrichiellaceae. The coding region runs from base 540 to 1901 and encodes 453 amino acids.
CGGCGACUGGCCACACAUCUUUGUGUGCCCGCCCUGAGAGGCGGGGUUCACCACACUGAGAAAAGCAAAAGGCCUGGCACCACUGGCACCACUGGCACCAACUGGCACCAACCGUCAAACUUCUUUUUGCCUGCUGUCCAGAAUCCGCGCGAAGUCCGACCCUGUCGUGUCGUUCCAUUUUUCCAUCCCUCUCCCUCCCUUUCCGAAUCUCGGUGCUCGCUCGCUCGCUCUCUUCCACCCCCUCCCUUCCCCACGGCUAUCUGUCGAGUGCUCCUUCUUUGCCCCAUACCCUAGCGACAUCACUUGCCAGGAUGCACUGUCUGUGGUGCACGGUCCCCCCGGUCUCGAAUUGCGCCAGCUGAGCCCUCGCUAAAUGCCAUCCGCGAUGCCAAGGGUGGUGCUCGACAAGAUUUUCGGUUCAUAACUGCAUUGAGGUUGACCGACUGACUGACUGCCUUCUGGUACCCCGUGGUAUUUAAGGAGGCAAACAGAUCGAGCGCUAUUACCGUCACAAUUCACGCACAGUCCUCCCAAGUAUCAUGACUCCAACAGCACAUGGUUCGUCGUCUUCUACCUGUGUGCUCAGUGGCUCACGGCAUCCUCCCUCGUUCUCAUUGACUACGGAUGCAUUUGCCUCUGAGGCUAUGUACGCCCAUCCAACAACCCAGAUACCAGCCCCGGGAAGUCUUGACGGCCAACACCGUCCUUCAUAUUUCUCGGCUCCUGCUGGUCAGUCCCAAAGUCCCAGACAUUGGCCUCCUUCACCAUUUCCUCCUUUACACGUUGCACCUCAUUCUCGUCCUGUGACUGGGCAUGGUUCUGAAAACGAUUCUGCCUUUUCUCCUUCGUCUCAACCAUCCGGGUACAGUGCUCCGACCCACAGCCCAGGGACUAGCACUUUCAGCGACAGAAGGCGGUCAUACGACCCUUCACCAUUCCAAGCCUCAUUCAACGAACUUCACGAACCAAUGGCUCAAUCUAGACCAAUGGCUUCCAGUCCAGUAUCUGAUGCUUUGCCUGACGCUGCUGCUCCUUCGACUGUUCCAGCCACAGAGUCACCAGCUAUACCCGACGCAGUUCCGAACGUGGACGCAAACCACCUCCCGCGUAUUGUCAACCCUGCCAGGCGGUGUCACCUGCACAUCAGACAGCAGCCUAGAGCCGCGCGCGCUGGACCGGAUGGGAAAGAUCGAAGAGCAGUUGAUCCGCCACCGGUCGUGCAGUUGCUGAUGGAUGACUUUGAUCCUGAUAACGAGGUUGACGUAGCCGAGCUCAGAUCCCCCUUCUGGGUUGUGCACUGCCGCUUGGUGGGAGCAGUCGCUGUGAACUCGGACGUGAGCACGCAGUCCUAUUACACUGACGAAGGGCAAAAGGAAGUGCAACGCCUACUCCUAGGCACGAGUGUGGCGAGUCCUACUCAUACUGCUGAUGACCCUGAUCCGCCCACGAUGCCCACCCAUCCCGUUACAAGACGAGGGGCGUCCCCACCAUCCAGUCCUACGUCGAGGUUUUUGCCAUCCCAGCCUCGCCGGAGACUGCUGCCAAGAGCUCCGCAGAACAUCCCAGGCGCAUUCUUUAUCUUUGCCGACCUCUCCCUCCGCCGAGCGGGGGAAUACCGGUUACAAUUUACAUUGAUGAAGAUGGAGCCUCCGUUGCUGAAGGUGGGUGCAACGGUGCCUGCCCACCAUGUUGUCACCAGCCAAGUCUUUCGGGCUGUCAACGCAAAGGAUUUCGACCAGGUCCAGCCUAGCACCAACUUGGUACGAGGACUCAUUGAUCGAGGUGCAGGAUUCCCUCUCAAACUGAAGAAGGGGAUCCGAGAGGGCCAAAGACGAAGAAAACAAUGGGAUGAGUAUUCUGAUGAAGAAGAUUCCGGUGACUACGACAAUGAAAAUGAAUGAAAGCAGGGUGUAUUCGCGCCGGCAGUGAAUGCCAUGAGUCAGUCGACCUCGUUGUGAGGGUGUGUGAGAAAGGCCCCUGGGCGGGAAGGUGUUGACGGACAGUGGUGGUCUACGAUGGAACGAAUACUGGUAUUUUCAAUACGUGACAUACCUUUGCCUUUGGGAUCCUAGGUAAUGAGAUAUGGGCAAUCAGGAGCCCCGAAAGUAACAGCUAAAAGUACAAUGGAUUCUCCGAGGAAGUUCGGAAUACAUUCGACCGCGACCGCGACCGCGACACGAGACAAGGCGACGGAGAGAGGUGGAAGAUGGGUGGCAAGGUCAGUUUACUUUGUCAAGCAUGCAAGACGCAGGACUGGCAGCUGCUCCGGGCCGAGUUUUUUUUUUUUGCUCUUCUUUUUGUUGUUCUUUCACAGGGUAAACGAGCAGUGCAUGGAGUUAGAGGAGUAAGAUAGGGGCUAGGGCCUGGAGCCUGGGAGCUGGUGGACAAGCCUGUCAUCCCACUGGAGUACAGCACAAGGGAUGUAGGGGGAAACCGGAACGUCGGCACCAAGACUGGGAAAGUGCAAGAGAGAAAGAGAGAGAGAGAGAGAGAGACAGCCACGCGAGAAGCCGUCAGAGGUAUCCAAACUGUUGGGUUCUGUGUCCAACAAGCAUUGGACCGGCUUGUGUUGCUGGUGUCGCUGGCCGUGCUGGCCGUGCUGGCCGUGCUACGGUAAGGCGACGGGGAGGCGGUCUCAAUGUCAAGCACUUCUGGAUAUCGACGGUCGGACAGCAUGAUCGUGCAGCGGCGGAAGCAAAGGAACAAAAAGGAAGCGAUUGAUGCAGUAAUAUGGAGUCUCUCUUGGGUGCGCCCUAAGAAAUCGGGCAGAUUCUGGCGAGGAGGAAUGUGCGCAUGUACGAAGCAUGUUCUUUAGUCUGUCCUCAUGCCACCAAUACAAUAACAAGAUGUCCU